GCAUGCUGACCUUCGGAGCCAGCGGGGCAAACAGGGCAGAUGAAUGGGAGGUUGCGCAAGUCAGCCACAAGAUGACGUUGCAACGCCGAAGGGGCCAAAGCGCUACGACGUCUUUAUUUCGCAUCAUUCAUCUGGCCUAGAUGAUGGCGAGGAACAGUUUGAUGAAUUCUCGCAGCAGUUUGCCUCCUGGAUCGCGGAGAUGUGUGAUUCUCUGAACUUGACUACGCGCUUUGACCCCACAAACCUUUCCCGAAUCUUGGACGAGCGAAAACUGAAGAGUGACGUUGUGGGCUCUCGCGUCUUGGUUGGCAUUGUCAACCGGUCAGCCCUUUUGGACCCCAACGGGAUGCACCAGGAGCUUCAGUGGGCUGAUGCAGCAAACAUACCAAUUGUUCCUUUCUACAACGGGGACCAUCACCCGCCAGAAGAGUACAGCAGCUGGAGAGAUGAAUUUCGCUUUCUGAAAAGAGCUCCAGUGGCCUACUACCGCAAAACCCACCUGCGUGUGAAGGACAGCCUUAUCGUUUGUUUGCAGGAGGCACUUCAGGACUCGUACAAGGCAUCCGGGAUUCAUAUGCCACCAGCUCUUUCAGAUUUACUUGAUAGACAAGCAGACCGCGCUCAACAGCGCCAAAGAAAAGCCAUGCGUGCAGCAACGUUGCCGGCAAGCAUGAGUAGCAAGGGCACGGGCAAGGGUGGCAAAGCAGCACUGUCGGAGCACAGCCCUGACGACUCCCCAGACAAGAGGUUCCGGUUUCGAGAUGAGGAUGUGGACGACGAGCGCAACACAGGCGGUGUGGGCAGACUGCUGAAGACAUUAAAAGACCCGAUGGGGUGGAAAGAUCAGGAGAUGAGGACCGCCUUGCUCCAGGAUGAGCAUGAAGCAGAUGAUGAAGAAGGGCGGCACGUGCCUCUACAUCACAGUAUUAAGCCCACGGGUGGCAUUCUCAAGGGCGGACCUGUGGACUUGACGCCUGCGAGAGUUUCAGCAGCUGCCCAAAUGACCAUGGAUCCCAAGAUGCAGCAAGGUGUGGUGCGGGUCAAGGAGUACUUGAAUGGUGUGAGCAAGGACGACGUUAGCCAGCUGCCCACCAUCCUGAAGAUCCUUCAGUUGAUGCAGCCCAAUUCGGAGGUUGCAACCCAUGCCUUGGUCAUGAUCUUUGAGUUUACCCGCGACGCGGCAAAGGGUCGACAGAUUGUGGCCCAGAAUGGUGGCAUCAAGGAAAUUGUCAAUGCUAUGGCGGCGCAUGCUGACAGCAUGACCUUGCAAAUGCAUGGAUGUGGCUGCCUGUAUGCACUCUCCUGCUUUCGAGCUGGGAGUCUGGAUAAGGACAACAACUCUGUGGAUAUCGCUCAUGUGGGUGGGAUCGGCAGGCUUCUGUUUGCCAUGGACUCCUUCCCACAGUGCCCUGAGAUACAGCAGUGGGGAACCGGAGCGCUGCGUCAUUUGGCUAUAGAAAUCGGCGACAAUCGUCGGGAAGUCAGACAAGACGGAGAGAUCCAGCUGACAAUGCGAGGCAUCAACAGGCGCAUGAUCACGAAGUCUGGCGGCAUUGAACUGAUGGUGAAGAGCAUGGUCAGCUUUCCCCAUGAUUUGGAGAUUCAAGAAAAUGGCUGUGCUGCCCUAUGCAAUCUCAUGGCCAACCGCCAUGACACCAAAGUGAGGGCUGCACGUGCAGGUUGCAUUCGGGCUGUGAUUUCUUCAAUGCGGAACUUUCCCUUCGAACCGGAGCUUGUUCAGAUGGCGUGCGCGGUGCUGCGCAGUUUGGCCUUGGGCGUGCCUGAGAACAAGGUGUCCAUUGUGGCGCAGGAUGGGGUCCGUCAGUUGUGUGAGGCAAUGGCAAGACAUCGGACAGACGCGGAUGUCAACAUGCAAGCCAUAGCGGCUUUGUGCAAUCUGACCUCCCACUUCUCAGAGAACAAGCGAGCGAUUUGUGAGGGUGGAGGGCUGGAGAUGGCGGUUGCUGCGCUGCUGUUGCACCCGCAGAGCCAGGAGUUGCAACAACAAGGCUGCGGUUUGCUGCACAACUUGGCGUGCGAGUCCUCGCUGCGGCCUUUGGUGCUUGCAGCCGGGGCUCUCCAGGUAGCAGAAGCGGCUUUGCACCAUCCAUCAAGAUCUGUGCAAUCGCUUGCGCAAAUGUUACAACGACAGCUGCAUACUGGGCAAGAUCGCGAAAACACCAAAGUUGAAGCCACUGGUCCAAAACCAUCAAAGCCUCAGCCCAAAGCGGGGGGUGUAGAGGAGCUCUUCGCACCCAGGACCCAAGGUGUGCGAGUUGCAAGGAGCAGAGCGCUGACACGCCCGCAACGCAAAGUGAUGGCAGAUGUGAUGGCAUCUAUGCGGAGCAAUCCGCGGGAAUGGCUUCCAAGAGAUGGGGCCAGCGCUUCGGGUGAAGAUGGUCGGGAAUCUGAAGUCUCAAGUGCGAGCGGCCGAAGUGGCCGCGGAAAGUGGGACAUCAAGGAGCAGAAGCGUGCGGCUGCUUAUGGCAUCGCCGACUUGGAAGGCGUAUCAGAUGGCUCCCAUGUUUCAGGCGACGAGUCAGGCUUUGGCACCGCCUUUGCGUUUGUUGUGAGGCGAGGGCUGGCUAAAGGCCAGGGCGAAGGACAUGAUGAUGCGACCCAGGAUACCCGGGCAUCGCGGUCGAAUUCUUUCCAGAUGCAGCUUGAGCUAGAUGACGAAGUGCCCAUGUAUGGCGCCAACAUUCUACCUUUGACGGCGAGGAAUCUCAAAGCCCAAGAGAGAAUUGCAAGUGAGGCGAGUGAGGCAGCACCCUCCUGGAGUCAGAAGAGUGGUGCCAUGCCCGUUCCAGCCUUGGAUGCUCAAAGUGGCAUAGACAUAGGAACCAAGGAUCCCGUCAAGGACUUCGACGCAGUUUCUGCAAGUAGUGGUGCAAGCGAGGGAGGCUGGAUCGAUGAUUUGGAGGACCCACGCCUGGAAAAGAGAUCCAAACGGCAGCGGAGAGCGGCAACUGCAGCCCCCAGCUCCGGAAUAGUGGACGAGAUUUUUGGGGAGGUUGAGCUGGAGCAGAGGCCACAGGAAAAGAGGCAGCGGCCUUUGCAAAGAAAAUCCUCGGAGUUCGCGAGGGCCUUGCGAAAGUGCGGGGAGGUUGCGCCAGAGCGAUUCGAUGAGUCGUGGGAGCAAGCCUUGUCAGCUCGCGUGCUUGGCGGGCGCAGCUCCUCGUCAUUGCUGAAUGACUUGGAUGGACUCACGAGGAUUGGCCGAGUGUCCUCUAACCUUCGGCAGCGUUUGGGAGCAAAGUCUUCAAAAUCAGAUCAAAAGGCGGAGGUGAAGGAAGACCUUGAAGAGGAAACCGAUGGCCCUGUCCACAGUGAGCCACGUGAUGGAUUGGGUCAGGCGGAAGUGGCCCUCCUCGAUGCACUGCACCUCUCCAAGAAGAAAACCAUCGAGAACUCUGGAGCGUCAGCAGACGCAGAAGGAAGUGGCUCAAGAGUGCGAAGCCGUGGCAAGCGCUGCAUUUGAGUCUUCAUGAUUCUGAUGUUUUUUCUUCUUGGGCUUGUGUCAUGGCCCAGGGUUGCGAAGCGCAUUCGAAGUCCUCAGGUGAGGCUCUGCGACUUGAAGCCCUCAGCCGGCAGCUGGAGCAGAAGAGGGCGCAACAGCGUCGAGUUCACCUGUUGUGAAGGUCUGACAAAUUCAUCCUUCAGCGGCAGUUGCUUUGGCUCUUUGAGGAUGAUGGAGUGCCUUCAUGGACUGCCACCACCCCUUCAAGCAUGCAAAGCUGCACAGACGGAGUUGGAGCUGGAGCGCUUUACUCGCUUCAGGUGUCUGCAAGGCAGUCACAUCAGCAUGGGGAUUGCUUGCUGCAAGCGCGCUGCAAAUUCAUAGCAGGCUCUUUUGCUGGCAAAAGCAAGCCACUAGAUGGACAAGCUCUGCUGAAUUCUGCUGGAAUGAAUGCUCGAACUGAAGGCUGGUGAUGGUGACUGACAGCCUGGGACCAUUCGCAAGGAGGAGUGCAGACGAAGCACACCUACCGAUUGGCUCGAAACGUGCUUUUGCCAAGUGACAUGUUGGCUCAUUGGAUGGAUGGGUUGUGCUGUGUCGCCCUCAAAGGAG
This is a messenger RNA of Effrenium voratum, 4072 nucleotides long. Lineage: Eukaryota; Dinophyceae; Suessiales; Symbiodiniaceae. The record is from the annotation of a GenBank genome assembly.